UGUAUUACACCCUAAUCAAUCAUACAUAGGUAUUUCUGCACUUUACACUUUCCUGCGGCUAAGAUGACCGUAUUCGACGAACUUGCCGAAACGGACGGGGACAACGAAUUCAAGGCGUGGUUAUCCAAACUCAUCGACGCAAAGCAAGAGAUUGUCGCCUUUGUCUCUUCUCGCCGACAAGGCAGUCCGGAGGGAGAAUUUGACGGCUAUCUAAAAGGCUCGUUCAAUCUCAGUCUGGUUGUCAAAUUUAACGAUGGAGGGCCAAAAGCCGUGAUCCGCUUCCCGAAACCUGGUCACACGGCCACAGAUAUCCGCGACGAAAAGGUCAGGAAUGAAGUCCAUUUCUUGCAAUUUUUGAGCGAGAAGACUACUAUUCCUGUGCCGCGCGUAGUGAGUUGGGGGUUGAUGAAAGAUAGCCCUCAGCUUCUGGGUCCUUUUAUAAUUAUGGAAUAUGUUGAAGGUGUCUCGCUAGCGACGCUUUUAAAGCAGCCAACGCAGACCGAACAAGACGAAGUGAUUCUCGCGACUGACGUGGACGACACGAAGCUGGAUUAUGUAUACGAGCAACUCGCCGAUUACAUGAUACAGUUCUCGCGACUGGACUUCUCUGCAAUCGGAGCGAUAGCAAAGGAUCCAUCUUUAGACGAAUGGGUUGUUAACGAAAGGCCGUUGACCUACAACAUGAAUGAGUUAAUGACCGUGGUCUCAAACUACCCUACAACCGGAUUUCCUACGGCCCCGUUCACGUCCGCAAAGGCGUUCCUUCGCUCUCUCGCAGACGAGCACCUUGUCCAACUCCGAACCCAACGAAACCUCGCCAAUGACCGAGAAGACGCUAAGAAGCGGUUCAUCGCCCGCCAUCGAUUCAAGCAGCUGAUCUCGCGCUACUGCUUCGACGAUACGGGUCCUUUCAAACCCUACUGCGAUGACCUCCAACCCUCGAACAUGCUUGCGGACCCCGACACUUUUUGCAUCACAGCUGUACUAGACUUUGAAUUCACAAAUACCCUUCCAGCGCAGUUUGCCUACGAUCCACCUUGGUGGCUACUACUACUGGGUCCUGAUAUGUGGCUUGAAAACCACUCCAUGGAAGAAUUCAUGACCCGCUACGUUCCGAGACUGGAGCAGUUCUUGCGCGCUUUGGAACGGGUGGAAGGGAGGACCAAUUGGGGAAGAAGGCAGGGCGAUCAACCUCUUUCUGCUCGGAUGCGUGAGUCCUGGGCGACCGGGAGGUUUUGGUUUGACUAUGGGAUUAGAAAGAGUUUCGACAUCGAUGCGGUGUAUUGGGCCGCACUUCAUAAAGAGGGAGAUGAUGAACUUGACGAGGAAACGGCGAAGGGAAUUGAGGAGUUUGCAGAUCUAAAGAUGGACCAGUUGAGAGCUUAUGAUGCAGAGUGUAAGGCCCGAUUCUCGUCGUGACAGUUGGUUAUUGCAAGCCCUGCUUAUUCAUGUGGCCGGUCUACGAGAGGUGUACGGUUAGUUGACUUUAGAUCGGUUGGCCUUCCAAUCAUUUCAGCACGAUUCACUGUCGACAUGUUCGUUUAUUGGAAAAGCCAAAGCAAAAAGCUAAUGUUCCAG
Messenger RNA from Westerdykella ornata, 1578 nucleotides. RefSeq names its product phosphotransferase enzyme family protein-like protein. NCBI's taxonomy places the organism in Eukaryota, Fungi, Ascomycota, Dothideomycetes, Pleosporales, Sporormiaceae. Bases 64 to 1419 code for a protein of 451 amino acids. The record is from RefSeq and is a predicted model, not a curated record. The transcript has a single exon.